Xenopus laevis (African clawed frog) is the source of this 2675-nucleotide messenger RNA. RefSeq names its product aldehyde dehydrogenase 1 family member A2 L homeolog (gene aldh1a2.L). NCBI's taxonomy places the organism in Eukaryota, Metazoa, Chordata, Amphibia, Anura, Pipidae. The record is from RefSeq and is marked provisional. Gene Ontology annotation, molecular function: oxidoreductase activity.
CCGCUAACUAAAUAUCCGAGCCCGCGGGGGAGAGACAAGGGGAUAGUCCAAAAGCGCAUCCAGCCAUGACUUCCAGUAAAAUAGAGAUGCCCGGGGAAGUCAAGACAGAUCCCGCCGCCCUGAUGGCUUCUCUGCAGCUCCUGCCUUCUCCCAGCGCUAACCUAGAAGUCAAGCACAGCAAGAUUUUUAUAAACAAUGAAUGGCAGACUUCUGAGAGUGGAAAAGCUUUCCCAGUCUAUAAUCCAGCCACUGGGGAGCAGAUCUGUGAAGUUCAAGAAGCUGAAAAGUCUGACGUAGAUAAAGCAGUGCAAGCUGCCCGACUGGCUUUUGCAUUAGGUUCUGUGUGGAGGAGAAUGGAUGCCUCAGAAAGGGGGCGGCUGCUGGAUAAAUUGGCUGAUCUGAUUGAAAGAGAGAGGACUGCUCUUGCGACCCUUGAAUCUCUAAACAGUGGCAAACCAUUUUUACAGUCUUAUUAUGUGGAUCUCCAAGGUGCUAUCAAAACAUUCAGAUACUAUGCUGGCUGGGCCGACAAGAUACAUGGACUGACUAUCCCAGCAGAUGGAGAUUACUUAACGUUUACGAGACAUGAACCCAUUGGCGUGUGUGGUCAGAUCAUCCCAUGGAACUUCCCCCUGCUGAUGUUUGCCUGGAAGAUUGCUCCUGCCCUGUGCUGUGGGAAUACUGUAGUAAUUAAACCUGCUGAACAGACUCCGCUCACUGCUCUCUAUAUGGGAGCCCUCAUCAAAGAGGCUGGUUUUCCACCAGGGGUUGUUAACAUUUUACCAGGAUAUGGUCCAACUGCAGGAGCAGCGAUAGCUUCUCACAUUGGCAUUGAUAAAAUUGCAUUCACUGGUUCUACUGAGGUUGGAAUGUUUAUUCAAGAAGCAGCUGGCAGAAGCAAUUUGAAGAGAGUCACUCUUGAAUUAGGAGGAAAGAGCCCCAACAUUAUUUUUGCUGAUGCGGAUUUGGACUAUGCAGUUGAACAAGCACACCAAGGUGUGUUCUUUAACCAAGGACAGUGCUGUACUGCUGGCUCGCGGACAUUCGUAGAAGAUUCCAUUUAUGAGGAGUUUGUUCGAAGAAGUGUUGAACGUGCCAAGAGAAGAAUAGUUGGAAGCCCUUUUGAUCCCACUACAGAGCAAGGACCCCAGACUAAUAAAAAGCAAUACAACAAAAUACUGGAACUUAUUCAGAGUGGAAUAACUGAAGGAGCUAAGCUGGAAUGCGGUGGAAAAGCAUUGGGAAGAAAAGGAUUUUUUAUAGAACCAACAGUCUUUUCCAAUGUAGCAGAUGAUAUGCGGAUUGCCAGAGAAGAGAUUUUUGGACCUGUUCAACAAAUAUUAAGGUUUAAAACUGUUGAGGAAGUUAUUGAAAGAGCCAACAAUUCUGAUUAUGGUCUAGUAGCAGCUGUUUUUACCAAUGAUAUCAACAAAGCCUUGACUGUUUCUUCAGCAAUGCAAGCAGGAACUGUUUGGAUAAAUUGUUACAAUGCUCUGAAUGCUCAAAGCCCAUUUGGAGGCUACAAAAUGUCUGGCAAUGGAAGAGAAAUGGGAGAGUAUGGACUAAGGGAGUACACCGAAGCAAAAACAGUGACUAUAAAGAUUCCCCAGAAGAAUUCCUAAAAAGACAAUUGCAAGAAAUGCAACAUGCAAAUAAACAGAGUCCUGAGCCUAAGCAUGCAUUAACUCUGUUCUCUUGAAUGGGCAUUGAGACAUGCAUGGGUUUUACUCCAUUGUACUUAGUCUGGACUGUCUCCUACAUUUCUCCUUUCAGCAAGCACCUAGAAAAAAAAAUUACUGCGUAUAAUUAUAUAUUUAAAUUGUUUGUGUAGUUGAAAACUAAAAUAUGGGAAUACCUAAAAAGCAAUUGUAGGUGUCCAAUAUACCCUUUGAGAACAGUAAGGUAGGAGCCAAUUUAUUGUAUUUAAAGUAGGUAUUUUGUUGUAUUAUUCGUUCUUAUGUAUAGUCUGGAAUGUGUGUAGAGUCCAGCUAUUCACAAGUCUCCACUUCGAGUUUUGCAUUGACUUUUUACAUGAGAUCUACCUGGUCCCACUCAAGAAUUGUCUACAAGUCUUUUAAUCUUUGCUGCUUCUGAUAUACUUAAGUGAAAUAUUUAAAUGCCAGAAAAUAAGUUCUUUUAAAGCAUAUACUUUUAAGUGUAAUACAGAUGGUGCUUUUAAUUGGAUAUUAAUUGCCAGCGUUCAGUAGAAACAGCAGAUGUUAAAAAUCCUGUUUUUGAUUCAGAUGCUGUAAAUUCUGCAUUGGCCUUCUUAGUAUCAUCUUUAAAAUCCCUGGAACUUCAUUUAUUGCUUAAUAAAACAGACUAGAUAAGUGAAGCAGACUUUUCUUUUUUAGAUAUUUGAAAUGUUUACUUGUAAUGGCUCAUAAAAUUGAGAAGAGUUCUGCUUAAAAGGGUCUCAAAUUUUAGGGAAUUUUAUUAGUUUAUAAGAAAAGUCAUUACAGUUUUAAGGCACUACUACAUUUUAAUAUGCUGGACUAAAAUGGAAACUUGUGCAAUGCUGGAUGUUUACCUUAUGCAUGUUUACGCUUGCUCAUAGUGUAUAGAGAUUUCAUAUUUAGAGUCGCCUUGUAUUGUGCUUCCCAUUUUAACGCUAUGUAUGUAUAUAUGAAAUUCCUCUUUCUUGUUCUUUAUAAAUAUUAUUCAUGAAAAUCCAA